UAUAUUAUGACCGCCGAAGUACGGGCGACAAAGUUCGCAAAACGCUGCCUUUUACUGUUGCAGCGGACCCCGACCAAGUCUUGGCAAUGGGCGGAGCUGACUUCCAUGACAGCACCACGGUUUCAGCCUUUAUCUCCGAGACAACUGAGAUUGACGUCACUGCGGUUAUACGGGCCACUGUUGAUACAUAUUUUGUGACAGUUUCAACCCCAGUCAGCAGUGGAUCAGCACUUGCUACCGUUAAUUCUGUCGCAAUCACAAGGAUUGGUUCCAACCUUUUAUGUAUGGAAGGGAGAAUUCUGACCUUGACCUCACAGCAGUAUGUGUCACACAGCCAGGUCAUAACCAUGACCUAUGACCUUGGACCUGUUACUAACCCAGAUUUUGCGGCAAGGAGCUCUUUUCUGCUUCCAUCCAAUGACACAAUGGAAGAAGAGAUUGAUUUCAUCAUUUCUGUUCAAAUUACUGAUCAUGUGAUGAAUGUGCAAGGUGCUCUGGUUGCCAUAGAGACAACAUUGACCGGCCAAUCAGGAGUCUCAUAUACUAGCCAAUCAUAUGUCCAGGUUCAAGUUAGUGGGACUGAGACACCAGAGCUAAUUUUUGACUUUGCUAUGGAACAAUUUAGUCAUUGGGAGAAGAUUCCAGGUGACAAUGUCACAUGUAGUGUCUCACUGCGUCUGACGAACACAUCGACCGCACAUGCACUAGAUGUGGCACUGCACAUUAUGACACCAUAUUACAUUGGCUUGAGCGAGCUUCCGAAUGUCACCACUGCCGACGCCAACGUCAUUACCUAUUUGCCGGAACCUGGUCUUAAAUUAUCUAUUUGGGAGAUAGACUUUACCGAUGUCGUAACGUUUUCCAUCAUGCUCAUGCUUGACCCAAACCGGAAGAUACCGAUUGGUUCUACCAACGUGGAGACAGUUAUUCCUGUAGACCUUACAUAUCGAGGUGCUGUUCGGGCAGACCGGGCUGCCACAGGAGUUAUUUACACUGACAUACUUGUGAACGAGUUUGGAUUUGAUACGGAGCUACCUGAUGUCCUAGGGCUACAAUCAGGGGCAGUACUGGACUGUCAGAUGACCGCCUCCUCCUAUCUAGACCCCAACACUCCUUCUAGCGGCCGCCUCAUCACUGGAAUUGGCUGGAAACCAUCUGUUCGUGGGGAGCCAUUUUGUGGAAGUGAGUGGCUUCAGGUGGAUUUUGGUUCCGACACGUAUGUUACCGGAUUCAAGCUCCAGUCGAGCAAUGAUGACGCCCAGGAUGUUGUUUCCUCAUUUACCGUGAAGUACAGUUUGAACGGUUAUGCUUGGUACGACAUCACUGAAAUGGAUGGCGUCACCCCCAAGUCAUUUACCCUCUCAGUUCCUGGAAAUGCGAACAGAAAUGAUGUUUACGAUGUCACCCUAUUGGAGAAGGAGCGUUUUUCUGCGCGCUACAUACGUGUGGUCUCCACUGACGUACGAUGCACUGUGGGGCUACGUUUGGAGGUACUGGGUGUCAAGUCAACGACGAGUGCAUAUGACUGUUCAAGCGUGACGUCAAACACCAGCCCACUUCCAGAGCAGAGUUACGUGGUGAACACGGACACAGGAACCAUCUUAGUCUGUGGAGCUAGCGAGGUCGACGGUGAUGUUGUUUGCUCAAAAUCAGAUGAUGCAGGGACAUCAUGGCAGCCACUUGACGAUAACAUUGGAAAUAUCGUUGCUGUAGUAACAAAUACCAGUUACAUUAUUGCCGUGUCACAUGACAACAGUUCCUACCUCCUCAGUGAAGAUGAUGGGGUCACAUGGGAUAUUUUGGCCAAUGAGGAGCUAGCUGAGCUACAGACAUUACCAGGAUAUCUGACGUCCAUCAGUUUUCCAUAUGCUGAUUACCGAGGGGAGACAGAUAAUGAAAUGUAUGCAGUGUAUGGAACUGACGGAGAUGGUUUCAAAUUGACAGGCACGCUGGAGGGCAUGCAGUGAAAGAUGGAUCAUGGGAGAUUAUGGCGUGGUGGGGUACCCAGGAUUGGAGUGCGCUGUAGACAGACAAUUCUUCGUGGUGAUUGAAAAAAACUGUUUCAUACUGUGGAUUUCGGUUUCACAUUGUGGAUUUUUAUUAAGUUUUGUGGAUUUUUAUUUUAUGUUGUUAUUUUAAUUUCAUCUUGUGGAUUUUUAUUUCAUGUUGUGGAUUUUGAAAAUGUUUUAUAAGUGUCUGCUGAUGUAUGCAUCGACAAAUAAUUAUUCAUAAAAGCUAUCAUGAGGAGAUAAAUUGUUGAGAAAUAUAUUCCAUUUUGUGCUACCAAAGAAGGCGAAUCGAAUAGAUCUGCAAACGAAUCUAGCUUUAUUUACAAUUAUAUACAGCCCAUUUCUUUCAUCAAGAGUUCAUUAUUGAUUAUUAUUUUUAUUAUCAUUUAACAGAUAUGAAUCCAUUUGGUUUAUAGCUGAUUUAAUAAGCUGUCCCCAGUUUCUCGAAACUUCUUAAGCUUAACAGGCUUAAGUAGCUUAUUUCAAUUAGCCGAAAUACAUACUUAAAUUGAAUUUUGAUAAAUGAAAAAUGGUCUUAUGUAAUCAACAUAUAGAUAAUUCCUAUCUAAAAUAUUAAAAGUCUUAGAGAAGUUAUUAUUUUACAAAUUAUUGAAAAACAAAAAUAAUGAGUUUAGCUUAAUCCUGUUAUGAUGGACUUAAGAAGUUUCGAGAAAUUGGGGCCAGAAAAUAUUUUGCAAAAAAAAAUGUUAUCAGUGUGUAGUGAUAUGCAUAACAAAACCAAUGUAAAAAAUGCAUUUAUAUAUUUGAGGCAGAAUUAUAUUACAAUAAGCAUUGAUAAAUAAGUAUUAGUACAACAAAUUCAUUUUAAAGGGACUUGUUCAUGUUUUAUUCAUGUUUGUUAGUAACCAUUAAACAUUUAUAAUUAAUAAAAAUGUGAUAGAAAAUACUUUGUUGCUUUACAGUUUGGCUUCUAAAAACAGACAAUUUGCCGGUCUGGACCGAUUUUGACCACGCCGGCCCGAUUUCAUGAACAGAUAAUGGUUAAGAAAUCGGUCUGAUUUAAAAAAAAAAAAUUUUGUUUCCGAUCCAAAACGUUCAAGUUAGUAAAAAUUGCAAUACCAAAACUUGGUUUGUCAUUCACACCCCAAUAAAAGUGAUAAGAUCACAUCCAGUGACGGUGUAUAGGAUUAGUAAAGUCAUUGAAUAUCAAAUUAUUUUAAAUGCUUUGAAUGACAAAUCAGAAACUGACAGUUGCUGUUUGGUGUUAAGAUAUCUUCAUAAAAGUAAGUCAAAUAACUCCAUU
Molecule: messenger RNA, 3273 nt
Organism: Mya arenaria
Lineage: Eukaryota; Metazoa; Mollusca; Bivalvia; Myida; Myidae
Exons: 14
Coding region: 87-1967 (626 amino acids)
Source: RefSeq, a predicted model, not a curated record